Notodromas monacha is the source of this 1575-nucleotide messenger RNA. NCBI's taxonomy places the organism in Eukaryota, Metazoa, Arthropoda, Ostracoda, Podocopida, Cyprididae. The record is from the annotation of a GenBank genome assembly.
AUGAUGAGUUACUCUAAUCAUGUUGCCGAUCCACUUACAGACGAAAUGCGGGAAAACUUGGAGAUUCAGUGGGCGAGCCACUCGUCGGACAAUUUUGAGUACCUCGAAAAGUUUCGUCGUGAAGACCGUUUCGCAGAUGUGUACCUCGCGUCCGGUGAAUGCUUCAUUUCCGCGCACCGGAAUGUUCUUGCUGCAGCAUCUGCUUUCUUUGAUCGCCUCUUCAGUCGGAUUGAAGCGCAAGGGUUUAUUUCGUCUCCGAAGACCAUCAUCACGUUGGAUUCCGAUGCGGAUGUCAUGAGUGCUGUAGUUGAUUUUAUGUAUUCUGGAGAAGCUGUGAUUAAUUCGCUGCAGUUGGACGAUUUCAUGCGGCUGGCGUCGCGUUUGGAAAUUCGUGGGCUGAAGCAAGGCAGUAAUCAUCCUGUCGAGUCUACGCGGUCUUUUGGGAAGCGUAAGUUGUUGAUUAAAGGUCAAGAAAUCGAACCAAGUCCCUCCCGCCGUUCCGUGAGGAAGCGUCCGAUUUUGGAUUACUCCGAGGUGCCCGAAACUGGUCGAAGAGGUCGACGAGAGAAAAAGAAUGAGGAUCCGGAUUUUGUUGCUUCUCGCCCUUCCCGUGCCUCGGAGACUGGCCGUUCUUCCUCAUUUGGAGCUUCUGAAUCUAUUGGCGAGAUCAAAAUGGAGGACUUCAGUGCAGACGUAGAUGCCAUUGAGGAUGCUGCAUUUGGAAACGAAGCCUCACAAGAGGACGUCGAUUAUUCGGAUCCGCCUCAGACAUUCGAAAUCAUAACGACGCAAAAGAACAACGAAUGCUUGGUUCUUGGUGGUUACCAGUAUCAAACCGACAAGUUGUUGCGGAGUGGAGUCUCGAGUUGGAGGUGUUCUCAGCACCGAAUGAUGCAGUGCAAAGGUAGGAUUCAGCUUGAUCCGACGAGAACGCGAGUAUUGACGCGGGAUCCUGGACACAGUCACCCGCCUGAUUAUGAGAGGAUAACAGCGAAAAAACUUGUGUUCGCUCUAAAACGUGCUGUCGCCGAGAGUCCAGGUUCUAUUCAGUCAAAGGAUGCCAUUCAGAAUUUCAUCAUGGAAUCUGGAAUCCCGGGAGAUGCGCUUGCGAAGCUUCCAUCAGCCGAGUCUUUGAAACGUAAAAUUCAAAGGUUUGCCAAGAAGCAGGAGGAGAAGAAGAACGACCACAAUGAAGCAGAAUCCUCUGAAGACUCAUUCCUCAUGUGAACGUUUCAUUUUUUUUUUCUAAGAAAGGUUGUGUCGAAUAAAUUUUUUCUGAACAAUUCCUAAUGAAAAGAUCACGAGAGCUUGACGAGAAGGUUUGUCAAUCUCUCCAUGAUCAGUGCCUGUGAUGGUAUGAUCUUCAUCAUAGGCAUGAACGAGAUUACUUGAGAGGGUCAUAAUGAUUUUCGUAAUCACUGAUGAUAUGAUUCCUUGCAUUUUGUUUAAUUACGAGCAUUUAUUUUUUGGCUCGCCGUAGAUCAAAAACGAUCUUUGGAUCCAUGUGUGUAAUGGCCCGUGUUAUGAAUUUCUGUAAUUUAUGAUUUUGGGACCAAAUAUACCGGAUUUUCGGCA